GGGAAGAGGGGAAACUGUCUUCACCGUUAAACGCAAUCACAAGCUUCCUGCAACCGUUUUAUGCAUUUAGAUGAAAAUUUAGGAGCCUAUUAGGAACUCGAGAUAAGCAGACUACCAAGAUACUUGGUAGUAUCUUCGAAGCUGCCUUGAUUUAAAGCCAAUAAUUAAAAAAAACAACAACUGUGUGACUCAGUCUCCAGCCAGGUAAAAACGCUCAGGUUGGCGUUGUCUGGAAAAGUGGUUUAAACUGCCCGUUCGUUAAGCCACGCUCGUAAUUUAGGGGAGAAGAAUGAGCCGGUUUAGCGCGUAGGGGCGCCUCGGCCCCCCGCUGGCCACGCUGGAAGAGUGCUGCCGUCCGAGCUUUGUGCCUUCGCGCACGCGCCGCAGCCCCAACGCCGCCGCCGGGACGCGCCGGGGCCCUGGCAAGGCGGGGCCCGGAAUAGAGCGCGUGAGUGUGACGUCGCUGCGUGCGGCGCCUCUUGUUGCCGGGCAGCGAUGGCGGCCUCUCUGGAGUCCUCUGGGGAGGAUCCGCUGCGGAACUUUGUGCGAGUUUUGGAGAAGCGAGAUGGCACGGUGUUACGACUGCAGCAGUAUGGCUCCGGCGGCGUGGGUUGCGUUGUUUGGGACGCUGCCAUUGUCCUUUCUAAAUAUCUGGAAACGCCCGGAUUUGCCGGCGAUGGGGCCCACGCGCUGAGCCGGCGGUCGGUGCUAGAGCUGGGCUCGGGCACCGGGGCUGUGGGGCUCAUGGCCGCUACCCUCGGGGCAGAUGUCAUAGUCACCGAUCUUGAGGAAUUGCAAGACUUGCUGAAGAUGAAUAUUAAUAUGAACAAGCAUCUUGUCACUGGUUCUGUUCAAGCCAAGUCUUUGGAGCCAUUGUUGAAAACCCUAAAAGAUCUCAGUGGGUCUGAGACUUGUAUUAUAUGUUGUUAUGAACAGCGAACAAUGGGGAAAAAUCCAGAAAUCGAGAAAAAAUAUUUUGAGCUCCUUCAACUAGACUUUGACUUUGAAAAAAUUCCUUUGGAAAAACAUGAUGAAGAAUAUCGAAGUGAAGAUAUUCACAUUUUAUACAUCAGAAAGAAAAAAUCGAAAUUUCCAUCAUGAAAUCUUUAGUCAUCUUACCCAGGCCUCUAACAACGUGCGCGUAAGCUAAUAACGUGAAUGAAGCAUGUGAAUACAGCAUGGGAAGAUUGUGUUCACAGAUUUUUUCAGCAUGUCUUUAGGGAUCCGAUCUAUAGAUAACCACCACUGGCUGCCUGCAAUAUGAAAAAUGACUUGACUGACUGCCUACCUGCCAAUGGGCCUGAAAUCCAACUUAGUUUACUUUUAGCUCCACAUCAAGUUCUGCUUAAAAGAAACAUUGUGUCAGUCACUCCUCCAAUAAAAAUAGGUACUGAGGUUAGCCUAAAGUCUGCCAAAAAUAAUGAAGUAGCAUGGUUGGCUUGGCGUGUUUUCAGGAAAAUAGAGGUAAGUUGAUCCAGUUUCUAAAGAGAGGUAUCAGUUACUCUUUAAUAAUGUUUAAAUUCAAAUCAGUAAAUUUUAAUUUGUCAUCAAGAUAAAUUUAAGAGAGGGUUUUAACAUUUAUACAAUGGGUUUUAUUAUAAGUAUCUUCCACUUCAUUGUUUUUCAGACAACUUUAAUAUUUGUGUUCUUUUACUUGAGGGGAAAAAAACAACAAAAAACAAAAAGACUGUUUCGUGACCAAAGUUCUGUGCUUUUCCUUCACCUUGCUGAUUACAGUAUAAUUUACCCUGUGAAUUAUAUAAUAAAUUAUACUGUGGUCGGUUAAUAAAGAUGAAAGUAAGAAGUCAGAGUGCAAGGGGUAUCUGUAAAAUUUUUUAUUUGAGAAUGGAGUGAGAAUAAAAGGCCCAGCUUUAGGCUCGUGCAUUUAUGUGGCUCGUGCACUUUUCCUCAUGCAUAGCUCCCAGGAAAAUGUGGCUAAAUCACUGGUGAUAACUUGUUUAUAUGAAACAGAAAGCUAUUUAAAUAACUACAAGUGUAGUUCUGUGUACAUUUACCAAAUGAUUUUUUUUCUGUGUGGUCUCUGUCUUAUGUUAUGAUAAUCAUCUGUUCUCAGACUGAUCUGUCAGGACUUCCCAGUCGCACUGGUUCCAAAGCAUAAUAGUAACCAGAUGGAAUGCUGGUACUUAACAGGCAUUGGUGCUAGGUGGCACAUUUUAUGUGUUAAAAUAAACAUUGUUUUUGAGAUCCUG
Cervus elaphus (red deer) is the source of this 2210-nucleotide messenger RNA. RefSeq names its product valosin containing protein lysine methyltransferase (gene VCPKMT). Gene Ontology annotation, biological process: peptidyl-lysine methylation. The record is from RefSeq and is a predicted model, not a curated record. Gene Ontology annotation, molecular function: protein-lysine N-methyltransferase activity. Gene Ontology annotation, cellular component: cytosol; cytoplasm. The transcript has 5 exons. Bases 496 to 1101 code for a protein of 201 amino acids. Lineage: Eukaryota; Metazoa; Chordata; Mammalia; Artiodactyla; Cervidae.